Molecule: messenger RNA, 3815 nt
Organism: Lagenorhynchus albirostris (white-beaked dolphin)
Lineage: Eukaryota; Metazoa; Chordata; Mammalia; Artiodactyla; Delphinidae
Gene: IRAK3
Product: interleukin 1 receptor associated kinase 3
Exons: 12
Coding region: 1-1848 (615 amino acids)
Biological process (GO): protein phosphorylation; interleukin-1-mediated signaling pathway; intracellular signal transduction
Cellular component (GO): nucleus; plasma membrane; cytoplasm
Molecular function (GO): protein serine/threonine kinase activity; protein binding; ATP binding
Source: RefSeq, a predicted model, not a curated record
AUGGCCUGGACCGUGGCGGCGGCGGGGAGCCGCGGGGCCCGCGGCGCGCUCUCGGCGCACACGCUCCUGUUCGACAUGCCGCCCGCGCUGCUGGGCGAGUUCUGCGCUGUGCUGGACAGCUGCGACGGCGCGCUCGGCUGGCGCGGCCUCGCGGAGCGACUUUCAAGCAGCUGGCUGGAUGUUCGUCACAUUGAAAAAUAUGUAGACCAGGGUAAAAGUGGAACAAGAGAAUUACUUUGGUCCUGGGCACAGAAAAACAAGACUAUUGGUGACCUUUUACAGAUUCUCCAGGAGAUGGGGCAUCAUCGAGCUAUCCAUUUAAUUGCAACUUAUGGGGCAGCCUUGAAUCCUUCAGAGCAGAGUCAUCAGGGAAAAGGAUUUCCGAUCAUGUUAUCCAAGGAAACAGCUAGUGUCACAGCGGAUAAUGUUCUUAUUCCUGAACAUAAUGAAAAAGGAAUAUUGUUUAAAUCCUCCAUCAGCUUUCACAACGUCAUAGAAGGAACCAGAAAUUUCCACAAAGACUUUUUAAUCGGAGAAGGGGAAAUUUUUGAGGUAUACAGAGUGGAAAUCCAAAACCGAACAUAUGCCAUUAAAUUAUUUAAACAGGGGAAAACAAUGCAAUGUAAGAAACAAUGGAAGAGCUUUUUAUCUGAGCUUGAAGUUUUACUGCUGUUCCAACAUCCAAACAUAUUGGAGUUGGCUGCAUAUUUUACAGAGAGUGAGAAGUUUUGCCUGGUUUAUCCGUAUAUGAGAAAUGGAUCACUUUUUGACAGAUUACAGUGUGUAGGUGACACAGCCCCACUCUCUUGGCACAUUCGAAUCAGUAUAUUAAUAGGAACAACCAAAGCCGUUCAGUACUUGCACAACACGGAACCGUGCUCCGUCAUCUGUGGCAGUAUAUCAAGUGCAAACAUACUUCUGGAUGAUCAGUUUCAACCCAAACUAACUGAUUUUGCCAUGGCACACAUCCGACCCCACCUAGAACCUCAGAGCUCUGUCCUAAGCAUGACCAGCAGCAGCAGUAAGCAUUUGUGGUACUUGCCAGAAGAGUAUAUCAGACAGGGCAAACUUUCUGUUAAAACAGACGUCUACAGCUUUGGAAUUGUAAUAAUGGAAGUUCUGACAGGUUGUAAAGUGGUGUUAGAUGAGCCAAAGCAUAUCCAGCUGAGGGAUCUCCUUAUAGAAUUGCUGGAGAAGAGAGGCCUCGAUUCAUGUAUCUCAUUUCUAGAUAAGAAAGUACAUCCCUGUCCUCGGAAUUUUUCCGCCAAGCUGUUCUCUUUGGCAGGCCAGUGUGCUGCAACACGGGCAAAAUUAAGACCCUCGAUGGAUGAAGUCCUAACUGUUCUUGAAAGUACUCAAGCCAGCUUGUAUUUUGCGGAAGAUCCUCCCACAUCCUUGAAGUCCUUCAGGAGUCCUUCUCCUCUGUUCUUCCAUAAUGUACCAAGUAUUCCAGUGGAAGAUGAUGAAAACCAGAAUAAUCCAUCGCUGCCUCAUGAUAAAGGUUGGAGAAAAGGGAGAACGACUCAGAAAACUCCCUUUGAAUGCAGCCAGUCUGAGGUUACAUUCCUGGGCUUUGACAGAAAGACAGGGAGUGGGAGGAAUGAGGACACUAGCAAUGUGCCCAGUUCUGCUUGUGAAGAAAGUUGGUCUCCAAAGCCUGCAGCUCCAUCCCAGGAUGUGAGGGCCUCUGGUGUGAAUAGGGACCCUUCUGCGGAAGUUCCAGGGCAUUCCUACAGGAGCAUGCCAGUGGAGGCCAGCUGUUCCUCUGAAUUUUCCUGGAAUGAAUGUGAACAGUGCAAAAAGGCAUCAGUUUCACCAGAAGAUAAAGAAGAAAGCAAGUAUUGCUGAGGCACCUGAGUACAGGUCUCAUCUUGGGAAGACAUUGUCUUUAUUGGUAGCGCCAAGAGGAUGAUUGAUGGUGAAUUUGGGUAAUGCAGAUCAAUGAUCGGAACAAUUCUAUUUCAUUCCUUCCAACUUGUAGAACAGAGUGGCUUAAAGUUUUGUUUUAGCACGAUCAUUGCCUCAUGAUCAAACCUGGACUAAAUUAGAACCAUUCAGAAUUACUUAAGAUUGUAGACUGUGACUUCAGACAAACAAAAGAAUCAAAACCUACCAAAAUGGAAGUGGAUUCCAGUGUCUUCUCCCUCAGCAUCCACGUGACUCCUCAGAGCCUCCAGUCUGCCAGGUACAUUCAGUUCAGUUGGAUUCCAUUGUUUUGGUUUAGCUUGCUUGCGAAGGUCGUCAGAAACGUCUAACUUGUAAAUGUUAAUAGAUACCAUACCUUUUUAAAGAAUUGCCUUUUUGCUUAUUUCAAUCAACUCUUAGUAUAUUUCUGUUCAUCCCUGUCAAGUCUGCCUAUCUGAACAUGAGCCAUGACAUGCCCAAGAUCUGUAUUUCUGUAUUUAAACUCUUAAGAUAGUUUAUCUCCUAUAAUAUUGACAAUUAUUACAAUUUUUUUUACAUAGAGACUAUUAUAUCCUGAAUAGAAUGUAUGAAAUUUUAAUCAAGCCAUUUUUGUUCCAAGAAAAUGGCUGGUCAUAAAGGCCUAGGUCAGUUUUUUCUUUGAUUCCAACUCUGUGCCUUUACUGCUGGUGUUUACUAGAUCUCCCCCGUCUGAAAUCCUACCCAAUCUUUCAGGGCCCACCAUAACUGCCAUCCUCCAGGAAGCUUUCCUAAUCUUUCCAGCCAAUAGUAAUCACUUUAUCAGCACUUCCAUAGCAAUUUCUUUUUUUUUUCCAUUUUUAAAGAUUUUUAAUUGAAGUACAGUUGAUUUACAGUGUUGUGUUAGUUUCUGGUGUACAGCAAAAUGAUUCAGUUAGACGCAUAUAUACAUAUUCUUUUUCAUGUUCUUUUCCAUUAUGGUUUAUUACAGAAAAUUGAAUAUAGUUCCCUGUGCUAUUCAGUAGGACCUUGUUGUUUAUUUUAUAUAUAGUAGUUCGUAUCGGCUAAUCCCAAACUCCUAAUUGACCCCCUCUUUCCCCUUUGAUAACAGUGUUUGUUUUCUGUGUCUGUGAAUCUGUUUAUGUUUUGUAAGUAAGUUCAUUUGUAUCAUCUGUAGCAAUGUCUCUGUAUUUGUUUUAUAUUUGUCACUUUCUGAAUUAUAUCCAAGUUGCCUGUGCUAUCAUAUCUCUCUUCCUAGAUGGUAAACUCCUGUAUUAGUUUCCUACUGUCGCUGUAACAAAUUAUCACAAGCUUAGUGGCUUAAAACAACAUAAAGUAAUUAUUUUACAGUUCUAGAGGUCAGAAGUCCUUGGCAUUCCUUCUGAAGGCUCUAGGGGAGAAAUCGUUCCCUUGCCUUUUCUAGCUUCUAGACACUGUAUGCAUUCUUUGGUUCAUGGCUUCUUCCUCUAUCCUCAAAGCCAGCAACAUGACAUCUUUAAAUCUAGAUCUCUCUCUGAACUCUUUUUCAUCACCACUUCCUCUUUCUUUGGCCCUCCAAAGGAUCCUUGUGAUUGCAUGGGGCCCACUCAGAUAAUACAGGAAAACCUCUGCAUCUUAAGAGCCUUAAUUUAAUCACACCUGCAAUGUCCCUUUUCUCCUCUAAAGUCAUAUAUUCACAGGUUUCUGGAAUUAGGACAUGGACAUCUGUGGGGCCAUUACUCUGUCUGUCACAUUCCCUGACUGUGUAGGGUCCAUCUCUUCAGGGCCUAGCAUGUUACCCUAUACAGAGCAGGUGUUUCCUUAUAAGUUAAAUUGAGUUACAUUAUCUCUGUGAACCCACAUAAUCAAAAAUUCAGCUAUAAUAAACAUUCCGGAGUAAAUGAACAAAGUGGGGAUAAUGACUGUCUUUAUGAUGAUGGACAGAAGCACUCCAC